Myiozetetes cayanensis is the source of this 3788-nucleotide messenger RNA. It is a transcript of the gene GALNT13, whose product is annotated as polypeptide N-acetylgalactosaminyltransferase 13. The transcript has 13 exons. NCBI's taxonomy places the organism in Eukaryota, Metazoa, Chordata, Aves, Passeriformes, Tyrannidae. Gene Ontology annotation, cellular component: Golgi apparatus. The record is from RefSeq and is a predicted model, not a curated record. Bases 411 to 2180 code for a protein of 589 amino acids.
GUACCUGCCCGUCCUUCCAUCCCUCCAUCCAUCCUCCCAUCCCUCCAUCCUCUCAUCCCUCCAUCCCUCCAUCCUCCCGGCCUCUCCGCCGGGCCGGGCCGGGCCGCACCCCGCGGGUUCCGCAGCCAUUGCCGGCCAAGGCGGUGCCGAUCCCGAUCCUGAUCCCGAUCCCGGCGGCCCCGGGGGCCGCGCUCCCCCCGCACCUUCCCGGCCAUGCGGGGGAGGCGGGCGGCGGCUCCGCGCUGAGCCCCGGGCCGAGGGACAGAGCCCCGGGCAGAGGGGGCUGAGCUCGGGGCUGCUCCGCAGGUGCUUGGAAAAUUCUCCAGCAGUUCAGUGCUGAGGGGGUGCUUUGGGAGCAUGGCCGAGGCAGGACUCCCAGUCCUGGCCUGGAGUGCAGGUUGUGAUGGGCGAUGCCCGUCCCUGCUGCCAGGGCGGGUUUGAGCUGUGGGGCUGUGAUCCCCUCACCCCCACGGUGCUGCCCUGGCUCCGGAGCCAUCCCCUGGCAGAGGAUGAGGAGGUUCAUUUACUGCAAGGUGGUUCUGGCCACGUCCCUGCUGUGGGUGCUGGUGGACGUGUUCCUGCUGCUCUACUUCAGCGAGUGCAACAAGUGUGAUGACAAGAAGGAGAGGUCGCUGCUGCCCGCCCUGAGGGCCGUUAUUUCCCGGAACCAGGACGGGCCAGGAGAGAUGGGAAAGGCCGUGCUCAUUCCCAAGGAUGACCAGGAGAAGAUGAAGGAGCUGUUUAAGAUCAACCAGUUCAACCUGAUGGCCAGUGACCUCAUCGCCCUCAACCGCAGCCUGCCCGACGUGCGGCUGGACGGGUGCAAGACGAAGGUGUACCCCGAGGAGCUGCCCAACACGAGCGUGGUGAUCGUGUUCCACAACGAGGCGUGGAGCACCCUGCUGCGCACCGUGUCCAGCGUCAUCAACCGCUCGCCCCCGCGCCUGCUCCGAGAGAUCAUCCUGGUGGACGACGCCAGCGAGAGAGAGUUUCUGAAGGCCUCCUUGGAGAACUACGUGAAGACCCUGGAGGUGCCCGUGAGGAUCAUCCGGAUGGAGCAGCGCUCGGGGCUGAUCCGGGCGCGGCUCCGCGGGGCCGCCGCCUCCAAGGGCCAGGUCAUCACCUUCCUGGAUGCCCACUGUGAGUGCACCCUGGGCUGGCUGGAGCCCCUGCUGGCCAGGAUCAAGGAGGACAGGAAAACCGUGGUGUGUCCCAUCAUCGACGUGAUCAGCGACGACACCUUCGAGUACAUGGCGGGCUCCGACAUGACCUACGGGGGCUUCAACUGGAAGCUGAACUUCCGCUGGUACCCCGUGCCCCAGAGGGAGAUGGACAGGAGGAAAGGGGACAGGACCCUCCCUGUCAGGACCCCUACUAUGGCUGGUGGCCUAUUUUCUAUUGACAGAAACUACUUUGAAGAGAUAGGAACUUACGAUGCAGGAAUGGAUAUCUGGGGUGGCGAGAAUCUUGAAAUGUCUUUUAGGAUCUGGCAGUGCGGGGGCUCCCUGGAGAUCGUCACCUGCUCCCACGUGGGACACGUGUUCCGCAAGGCCACCCCCUACACCUUCCCGGGGGGCACGGGCCACGUCAUCAACAAGAACAACAGGAGGCUGGCAGAGGUGUGGAUGGACGAGUUCAAGGACUUCUUCUACAUCAUCUCCCCGGGUGUGGUGAAGGUGGAUUAUGGAGACGUGUCCGUCAGGAAGGCCCUGAGGGAAAGCCUCAAGUGCAAACCCUUCUCGUGGUACCUGGAGAACAUCUACCCCGACUCCCAGAUCCCACGGCGCUACUACUCCCUGGGAGAGAUCAGGAAUGUUGAAACCAACCAGUGUUUGGACAACAUGGGCCGCAAGGAGAACGAGAAAGUGGGGUUUUUCAACUGCCAUGGAAUGGGAGGAAAUCAGGUGUUCUCCUACACCGCCGACAAGGAGAUCCGCACGGACGAUCUGUGCCUGGACGUGUCGCGCCUCAACGGGCCCAUCCUCAUGCUGAAGUGCCACCACAUGAGGGGCAACCAGCUCUGGGAGUACGAUGCCGAGAAGCUCACCCUGAGGCACGUGAACAGCAACCAGUGCCUGGCAGAGCCGUCGGAGGAGGACAGGCUGGUGCCCACCAUGCGGGAGUGCGGGGACGGCCGCUCCCAGCAGUGGCUGCUGCGCAACAUGACCCUGGGGGCCUGAGCUGGGCACUGCCAUCUCCUCCUCCUCCUGCCCUCCUCCUGCCCUCCUCCUGCCCAGCCCAGCCCUCUCCAAACGCCACCCGAGCCACGAGGCAUGUUCCAGGUCUGGGGGUGCCCCUUUGGCUGCUCCAGGAAGCUCCUGUGAGCCUGUGGAUGAUGAAGCACGUGCUGGUGAGCACACAGAUGUGCUCAGAGACGGUUCCAGAGACACCAGAGAGGUGUUGCUGCAUGUCCCACACCGCCACAGGGAGGUGGCCCAGCAUAAAAGGCCUUGUGACACCAGUUGGCACCGGGAGCCACCCUGGCAGGGGUGUCUUGAGCUGGGGGUGACGGUGCUGGUGACCCUUGGCAAGGCCUGGAGGGUGUUUGCUGAUCUCUCAUGCCCAGUGGGAGAUCUGACAGCACCAAACUGAGCAGCAAAGGCACCAGGCAGAGCCAAAGCCUCGUGGUUCGUGCCAGGAAAGAAUGGGACCUGGUGUUUGGAAAACUGGGCAAAGGCUGCACUUGAAGAAGGAAUUCCAGCAGAGGAGGCAGCAGCAGAAGACACAGGAAUGUGGAGAGGAAGGAGGGACACACGUGGUCCUUCAGAGCAGCACAGAGGGAACUCUCCUUUCCAUGGGAAUGGAACUGUCCUCUCCCUGGGAAUGGAACUGUCCUCUCCCUGGGAAUGGAACUGUCCUCUCCAUGGGAAUGGAACUGUCCUCUCCAUGGGAAUGGAACUGUCCUCUCCCUGGGAAUGGAACUGUCCUCUCCAUGGGAAUGGAACUGUCCUCUGCCUGGGAAUGGAACUGUCCUCUGCCUGGGAAUGGAACUGUCCUCUCCAUGGAAAUGGAACUGUCCUCUCCAUGGAAAUGGAACUGUCCUUUCCAUGGGAAUGGAGCUGUCCUCUCCAUGGGAAUGGAACUGUCCUCUCCUUGGGAAUGGAACUGUCCUCUCCAUGGGAAUGGAACUGUCCUCUGCCUGGGAAUGGAACUGUCCUCUCCAUGGGAAUGGAGCUGGCUGGGGCUGGACCUGGGGCUGCAGGGGCAGAUGGAGGGACUAAAACUGCCCCUCUGGGACCAGCAGAGCCUGGAGAGCCCCCAGCCCUGGCUGCCCUCACACAGCAGUGUCUCCCUGUCCAGGACACAGGCGGAGCUUCAUCCCUGGAUCCCCUGCACGGAGCUGGAUCCGCUCCCAGUUCUGCUCCCAGAGCAAUGACAGAGGCUGAUUUCUCUUUUCUGAUGGUUUUGUGGCUCAGUCCCUUUGUUGGUGUGGUCCUUGAUGGUCCCUGGUGGGAUGUGGGGACAGGUCCUGCCCAUACAGGUGACAUUUCCCAUCUAUAUUGGGGACAUUUCCUUUGGUGACCACCCAAAAUCCAUCUGCUGCACUCCAGGCUGGGUUUUUGACAAUAGUCUGUGGCUUCUUAUUGCUCAGAGGGUUGAAGAGACUGAAAUCCCAGGGCAGUGUGAUCCCAGCCCGGGGAAGGGGCGAAAUGUUUCCCAGGAUUUCACUCCCACUCCCUCAAAAAGGUCUGUAAAUGCACUGGGUCAUUAAAAAGGACAGUAUUUUCUGUAUAAUGCUCUGGUUGGAGUGGAUUAAUUGUGUCAUAAACAGAUGCAUUAUAAAUUUA